Molecule: messenger RNA, 1053 nt
Organism: Fusarium subglutinans
Lineage: Eukaryota; Fungi; Ascomycota; Sordariomycetes; Hypocreales; Nectriaceae
Product: toxD
Exons: 1
Coding region: 1-1053 (350 amino acids)
Molecular function (GO): oxidoreductase activity, acting on NAD(P)H
Source: RefSeq, a predicted model, not a curated record
AUGAACAAGUGUAUCUUUGUCGACAACUCCUGCGGACUUUCUAUUCGCGACAUACCAGAACCGUAUCAUCCCAAAGAUGGCCAAGCCCUGGUCAAAGUCGAAUACUCAGGCAUCAAUCCAGCCGAUCUCAAUCACCCAAAGGAUCUGGGCAUGAAGAACAACGUAUGCGGCUAUGAAAUCUGUGGUACUGUCAUAGAAGCUGGAAGGACUAGUCGCUACGCAGUAGGGGACGUUGUCUUUGGAUCCAAUCACCCAGGACGUUCUAAGCCAGGAUAUCAUGGCGGUCAUCAAGACUUUGCCAUUGUGGAGUCAAACUUGAUGUCUGUCAAGUUACACCCUCAGCUCCCUCGGCCAGAUGCUGCUGCUCUCAGUAUCAUGGUGCGCUCAGCAGCAGAUGCGUUGCUAAAUCACUUCGAGAUCCCGUUUCAUGCUAUAGGUAUUUACGGGCCACCUCCUACUGGCGCUUUGUUGGUUUGGGGCGGUGCGAGCAGCGUCGGCUGCGCAGCAAUACAGCUUGCAAAGGCUAUGGGAGUGAAAUGGAUAUUCACGACUGCUUCGCCUGCCAAUCACAAGACUCUCCUCGAGCUCGGCGCAACAAAAUGUUUCAACUAUCAAGACCCGAAUGUCGUUGAUGCAGUCAAGACUGCAUGUGAAGAAGCCGGUGCCACCAUAAGAUAUGUUCUAGACACUGUAUGCAAGACAAGCAGUCCUGGAACCAUUCAGCAGUGCGAGUCCAUCUCUACAGUACCAGAUGUCACAUUCGUCAGUACCCUUCCCCAAUUCACCAAGCCGCCACGAUGGAGAAUGAUUCUCGCUUCGAGGGAAGUCGACAAUCCUGUCCCGUUCGAGUUUCCUGGGGGUAAUAAAGCAAAUCCGGUAUGGGAGGCUCGUCUAGAGAGGACGGUCGUUUGGGCGGCAAAGAACUACGGGACACUAUUCCGGAUCCCCAAUAUUGCUAUCGUGGAAGGGGCCGAGAAGGGAAUACAGGCUAUCAAAGACGUGAACAAAGGGAAGGUCAGCUUGACCAAGGUUGUCAUCAAGCACCCGCUUUAG